Pneumocystis jirovecii RU7 is the source of this 495-nucleotide messenger RNA. RefSeq lists its product as uncharacterized. Gene Ontology annotation, cellular component: NuA4 histone acetyltransferase complex. The record is from RefSeq and is a predicted model, not a curated record. The transcript has 4 exons. NCBI's taxonomy places the organism in Eukaryota, Fungi, Ascomycota, Pneumocystomycetes, Pneumocystales, Pneumocystaceae. Bases 1 to 495 code for a protein of 164 amino acids.
AUGACAGUAUCUCAGCAAAUAAAGGAAGAAGAAGAACAGGUUAAAGAGAAUUUAAAUAACGGAUAUAACAAAGGAGAAUGGCCAACAAUGGAGUAUUAUGAAGAUAAAAAGAAAGAAUUACGAGAAUUGAUCAGUAAAAAGAACUCAGUAGAUAAAACUCUUGCUGCAUUGGAGGAAAAAAUAUACAAGCUUGAAGGGGCGUAUUUAGAAGAUACAGCUCAGGGAGGGAAUAUUAUACGGGGAUUUGAUGGAUUUCUUAAAGGCUCAAGUUAUAAGAAGCGUGCAGAUUAUACUGAUAACGACCGUCUUUUUUCUUUUUCUUCGGGAACUUUUUUAAAGUUUCUUCAUAAAAACGAGUUCUGUGAUGAUUCUGAUACAUCAACAACACAAAAAAAGAAAAAACGUAGGAAAACAGAUGGCGAUUCUUCUGGUAGUUCUAAAGAUUUACCUUAUGUAACAAAAAGAGUUAGAAUAUCUUUUCGAACAGAUGAUUAA